This is a messenger RNA of Plasmodium cynomolgi strain B, 861 nucleotides long. RefSeq lists its product as hypothetical. The record is from RefSeq and is a predicted model, not a curated record. NCBI's taxonomy places the organism in Eukaryota, Apicomplexa, Aconoidasida, Haemosporida, Plasmodiidae. The coding region runs from base 1 to 861 and encodes 286 amino acids. The transcript is spliced from 2 exons.
AUGUCACCUUCCUGUAAUGUCUGCGAAAGAGAGUUAAAUGGAAUUACGAUUGCGAAGCAAAGUCUUGUUAAAUUUUGUAAGGAUGUUUGUAAUAUUAUGAUAAAUAUUGCUGAUAUUGAUAUACCUUGUAGCAUAUCAUCUUGUAAUAAUUUAUGCUUUCUCAUGAAAUUUUGGAUAUAUGAGUAUUUAAUGAAAAUUACUACUGAAGAAACUGAAGUUAAAAGCUUUUAUAAUGCUCUCAAAUCUAUUAUUUAUGGUGAUCCAACCAAAUGGAAUAUAUGUAAUAUAAAUUUUUACAUGGAAAAAGAUGAUUUUAUAAUUUUCAAAUAUAUUUAUGAUUUUUUAUACACUUAUAAGGAUAUGAGAAAUGAAAUAUCUAAAAAAUAUGAUACGGAAGUUAAAUUAUAUUGCAUACAUAUUAAAGAAUUUCUUAGAUAUUAUAAUAAUAUUAAAGGAAAUUGUAAUGAUAGUGAAAAAUGUGUAUAUUAUUAUGAAUUAGAUAAAUUCAAAAAUGUUUUCACAUACGGAGGUGAAUUAGAUUAUAUAUAUAAUAAUUGUAAAUAUGAAAAAACAGCGUGCACAUCAAAUUCUAUAGAAGAAGAAAUUCCAUGCUUAAAAGAGAAAGAAUAUAAAUAUCUAUUUUCCAUGGAAUUUGAUGAUACACAUAAUAUUAUAAGUAUAAUAUCCUAUAUAGCAAUCUUGAUUAUUCCCAUUUUAGGGUUAUUAUCAAUUUUUAUAAGGUUAAUUCAUUUUCUUUUCGAAAUUAUAAACAUUUUAAAUCACAAUAUUUUUAUUGUUUUAUUGUUUAUGGUUACGUUCACGGAUGAGAAAGAAGAAGAAUACACACGAAAAUAUAAGUGA